Messenger RNA from Penaeus chinensis, 4455 nucleotides. RefSeq names its product ADAM 17-like protease. Gene Ontology annotation, cellular component: plasma membrane. Lineage: Eukaryota; Metazoa; Arthropoda; Malacostraca; Decapoda; Penaeidae. Gene Ontology annotation, biological process: membrane protein ectodomain proteolysis; Notch signaling pathway. The coding region runs from base 56 to 2470 and encodes 804 amino acids. The record is from RefSeq and is a predicted model, not a curated record. Gene Ontology annotation, molecular function: metalloendopeptidase activity. The transcript is spliced from 12 exons.
CGCGAACGGCGGUGACUCAGCGACAUCGAACAUCUGGCAGUUACGAAUGUAAACAAUGGAGGGCAUUCGUCUUGUCACUUUUGUCUUAUUUGUCAUCAACGAAAGUGUUUUUUCCUUCGAUAUUACUGGCGGUUUCUUUGGUCAGCAGCCAAAGCAUCCAAAUCUCCGCUACUAUGAAGUCAUUGAUUCCACAGCCUUCAAUCACCAUGUUGUUAAGAGAGGAAUUAAAGAGAGCAAUCAUCGCUUCAAUAAGAUAAAGGAAGUCCAAUUCAGUGCAUUAGGAAGGGAUUUCCGCUUGAUUCUCAAUCCCCGGAAAGGACUUCUUCACUCACAGUUCAAAGCAUAUGCCAUAGAUGGUGCAGGAAAUGAGAAGAUCAUUCAUGUGGACCAUGAGAACUUUUACGAAGGUCGUGUGUUUGGAGAGAAGAUGUCGGAAGUGUCAGCCCACUUGGAGGAUGGAGUAAUGACAGCAACCAUACACACUCCUGAUGACACAUACCAUGUAGAGCCAUCAUGGAGACAUAUACCAGAUGCCAAAGACGAUUCAAUGAUCGUGUACCGAGGAUCAGAUGUGAAAUACAGCUGGGAAGACAACCAUCCGACUCUCAAAGGACAUAAAAUGUGUGAUUACGUCAAGGAAGGAAAUGAAACAACAGAGAUGGAUGAUGAAGAAGAAUGGAUAGAAGGUUAUGAGCCUCCCAUCGAAAGCUUUCCUGAGACUCUGCCUGAGGAGCACAGCCCCAAAAGGAGGGUCAAGAGACAACAGGCAGAACCUUACAACUUCAAUGGGGACAAGACACGAUGUCCGCUGUUACUAGUGGCUGAUUACCGCUUCUUCAGGGAAAUGGGUGGUUCUAACUACAAGACCACAGUCAACUACCUGAUCAACCUCAUUGAUCGUGUGGACAAAAUCUAUGAAAACACUGUUUGGAAGGAUGGGGUAGACACAGCAGAUUUUUCUGGCAUGGGCUUUGUCAUUAAAAAGAUUUUAGUGCACCAGGAAUGGUCACCUGUAGGUUCCAACCAAGUUCACUAUAAUAUGGAACGCAACUCAUGGGAUGUGCGUAACCUCUUAGAGGUGUUUAGCCGAGAGUACUCUCAUAAGGAUUACUGCUUGGCACAUCUCUUCACCGACAUUAAGUUUGAAGGGGGAAUCUUGGGCCUUGCUUAUGUAGGAUCUCCUCGCAGGAACUCAGUUGGUGGAAUCUGCACUCCAGAAUACUUUAAGAAUGGACACACUCUCUACCUGAAUUCCGGCCUGAGUUCAUCCAGGAACCACUAUGGGCAGAGAGUGAUCACUCGUGAGGCAGAUCUUGUCACAGCACACGAGUUUGGACACAACUGGGGCUCAGAGCAUGACCCAGACCGACCGGAGUGCAGCCCCAGUGCCAGUCAAGGAGGAUCAUAUCUCAUGUACACAUAUUCUGUGUCUGGUUAUGACAUUAACAACAAGAGGUUCUCCCCAUGCAGUCUGAGAGCAAUCCGUGCUGUCCUAGUAGCCAAGUCCUCUCGCUGCUUCACUGAGCCAGAAGAGAGUUACUGCGGCAACCAGCGUGUAGAAGGCCAAGAGCAAUGUGAUGCAGGACUAGUAGGUCAGGAUGAUGUAGACUUGUGUUGUGACAAGCACUGCAAACUGAGGGAUGGGGCAACCUGCAGUGAUCGUAACUCACCCUGCUGCCACGGCUGCCAGUAUAUGAGUCAGGGCGUAAAAUGUAGGGAGCAACAGCCAGCUACAUGUGAGAAUGAGUCCAGGUGUCUAGGCACUACAGCAGUCUGCCCCAAAGCAAAACCCAUGGAUGAUGGCACUCCAUGCAUUGAGAAGGGCCAGUGCCACCAGGGAUCCUGCCUUCCCUACUGUGAGACACAGGAGAUGCAGAGCUGCAUGUGUGAUACCAUUGAUGACGCUUGUAAAAGGUGCUGUCGCAAGACACUAAAUGACACCUGCUUCCCUGUCAUGCCCUUGGAUAUUCUCCCAGAUGGAACUCCUUGUAUUCAUGGGUUUUGUAACAAGGGGAAGUGCGAGAAGACGGUGCAGGAUGUUGUUGAGCGUUUCUGGGACAUCAUAGAGGACAUCAAUAUUAACACUGUGCUGAUGUUCUUGCGGGACAAUAUUGUAGGGACAGUCAUCAUCAUCUCAGUCAUCAUCUGGGUUCCAGCAUCAUGCAUUUUCAGUUAUGUUGAUCGCCGUCGACAAGAGGACUACUGCAAAUAUGUCCGUUGGUAUUAUAGCAAUGAGCUUAUUCACCCAACUGACAGUGUUCGCAUUAUAGACAGCAAACGUACACGGAUACAUGAGCCUGGCCGUGUCCAAGAUGCAACUAACCGUGUGCUAGAGUCUGGUGGGCGUCCACAUGACCCAGGGACACGAGCGCACGACACGAGAGAUCCUCCUGAAGGUGCAGAAAGCCGCCAGAAUCUCAAUACUCCUCAAUGCCCUCCAGUGUCACAGCACUACACAAGUGCCAUGUAGUUGUGUGACUGUGGAUUUCGUUCGGAGAAAUGGUGAUAUUAUUUUUUAAUCCAGAAGAAUUCUUUUGGAAAGAAUGUAGGACUUUUUCAUGCCAAUUUUACACUUUUAGAUUUAACAGUUCCUGGAGUAGUCCAUAUCAAAUCAGUCCUUUUUGAUAAAGCUGUAUAUACAAAAAGCAUUUGAGAACAGUAUUCACAAUCUGAAGAAUCAGCAAGACCCAGAUAUUUUCUAACUUUUGAAAAUUGAUAGACAUUCUGUGUAGAUUAGUGGGAAGCACCAACAGCUGACACACAUGAUCAUCCAUUGUGUUGGAGUAACUGACAGUAGUGCAGAUGAUAAGUUGAAAGGCAUUAGGUCACUAUCAGGGAUCUCAUAGUAGCUUGGAGUUUGGAGUAUGGAGUGAACCAUGUCAUUGUGGAAAUGUUUGUUAAAGUAUUUUGUUCAUGGUUACUACCAGUAUUUAUAAUGAUCGUGCAAACCAAAGUUUCACUCACAUCAUUGAUCUCAGUAUUUACCAAGGAAUUGAUAUUUUUUACACCAAUUUAAAGUUACACAAACAAAUAUAUACUUAUAACUGAUAUUAUAAGAAACAUACAUAAAAAGAUAACUUAUUAAUAACAAAUAUCUUACUUCAGAAACAUUGUAACACUAGCACACACCCAGACAUUUCAUAAUAACAUUCCAUACAUUCUAAGUAUUAAGGCAUUAUAGUUCAUAUUUCAGGAAUUUCUGUGGUUGUGACAUUUCUUUAAUUUGUUAGAAAAUCUUUUAGAAUUUUUUUAGGAAUGAAAUUAUGUGGAAUACAACUGGAUAGUUUUGUUACGAAACUCUUUAUGUAUAUAUUGCCAUUUGCCAAUGUCAUUUGUUUCUUGGUAGAAUUAUUAAAAGAUGUUAAGGUAAGCUUUUAUCCAUUAUUAAGAUAAUAUGUAACAUAUUCAGCUAAGAGGCAGUUACAGUAAUUAUAGGAUUUAAGUUUAUGUAAUUUUAGGGUUUAUUGUUGGAUAGUUAUGUUUCAGAAUUGUAAAUGAGAUUUUCAGUUUGAAAAUAUUGAAUAUUUGAUUUUGUAAUUAUAUGAAACUAAUAACAUUCUUUACUGAUUGGUGACGAGAGACAUGCUAUCACAUAAUGGCAAAUAAUUAUAGACUAUAGGAUGACACCUCAAUGUAUCAUAAGUCAGUGUUCCAAUCACCAAGAUGAGGUCAUAAACCUUCCUGUGACAGGCAGUCGCCCAAGCGCAGAAUGACGCACAGGAAUGUAUACCCAUUACCCAUUUUGUAAGUUUAAUGCAUCUAAAGACCAAUAGAUGUUAUAUGUGUUUUAAAUAGUAUUCCAAUAGUUAUGUUUUGCCAUUUAGACUAAUGUUCUGUCCUAGAAAAGGUCCAUCAAUGGAAGCCUUGCAGCGUACAUCCAUAAUUCAUAACCUUUCAGUGGACAUGUUCUCUAAGUACCCUUUUCUUUUAAAUCAGUAUUCUCAUCUUCUUUAUCAAAUUCAUAUUAAUUUUCCAGUUGUACAUGGCUUGAAAACAUCUUUGCCUCACAGUAUUAGCCAUCAUGGUAGGAUUAAUUAAUAUAUGAUCAUUUAUGUUAAAAGUGUAACAUUUUGUGUGGGUUAUGUUAUCAGUGUGACAAAUCACACAAGGUUAAUGGCAAUAAGAUAUGCAGUGCUCUUAGAACUGUGAGUAGAGAAUGUGUUAAAGUACGAAGUGACAAGAAUCCCCUAACAAUGGAGAAGGGACACUUGCCAAUGUAGUAUUGAAAUUCCUAGAGCAUAGUAUUUUUUUUUCUUUUUUCUUUUUUCUUUCCCCCAUCAAGUUUAAUAAAAACUGCUAAAAAAUACUGAAAAUACACUUAUUUAGUCUUUUUAUAUUUGAAUUUUGUUUUUUUAUAUAAUAUAAACAUAAUUUGAAGCUUUACAUAAUUUUAAAUACCACCUUGCAUUCUGAGGAUAGUUUAUGAAACUGACAAAUAUAGAAAAAAAAAACUUU